AUGUCUGACCCUGAAUUAGAAAUGGAUGAUCACUACGUUACGCUACUACUGCCCCAUCUUUGUCAGAAAAAAGAGCGCAAUAGGCGCACGCAAAAUGCUACGGCUGCUUCUGUAGUUGUUAUAAGUAAAAAAUCGUCUAGCCGUGAUAGUGCUCCGUGCCUUGAGUACCGCUUAGAAAGCAAAAGCAGCAAACAUCCGAGGGCUUGGAUGAAAAAGGGUAAAGAAAUUGUAUAUCGCAAUCUCCAGUUUGCAUAA
Molecule: messenger RNA, 255 nt
Organism: Plasmopara halstedii
Lineage: Eukaryota; Oomycota; Peronosporomycetes; Peronosporales; Peronosporaceae
Exons: 2
Coding region: 1-255 (84 amino acids)
Source: RefSeq, a predicted model, not a curated record